Molecule: messenger RNA, 2202 nt
Organism: Beta vulgaris subsp. vulgaris (sugar beet)
Lineage: Eukaryota; Viridiplantae; Streptophyta; Magnoliopsida; Caryophyllales; Amaranthaceae
Product: subtilisin-like protease SBT5.4
Exons: 12
Coding region: 1-2202 (733 amino acids)
Biological process (GO): proteolysis
Molecular function (GO): serine-type endopeptidase activity
Source: RefSeq, a predicted model, not a curated record
AUGUUUGCAGAUGAUCUACUCUUAUUUGCUAGAGCUGAUAUGAGUUCCGUUGUUAAAAUCAUGAAUGUUUUGCAAGCUUUCUCUCAAGCUUCAGGCCUUUCUGCUAGUAUAGAGAAAAAUAGUAUAUAUGUGGCAGGAGUUUCACAAGCAAAAGCUGCAAACUUGGGUGAUAUUGUUCAAUUGCCAGUAGGAGUGCUCCCAUUCAAAUAUCUGGGAGUUCCUUUAACUUCUAGGAAAUUAAACUUUGCUCAAUGUGCUGUCAAUCCCUCUAAUAAAGCUCUUGUGGCCUGGGCUCAGUUCUAUAAGCCAAAGAAAGCUAGAGGUUGGAAUAUGAUACACUACAUUAUCUACUUAGGAUCUCACCAUGCGGAACCUCGUUUAUCAUCUAGUUCUGAAAUUAUUACAAACUCGCACCAUGAAUUGAUUUCCUCAGUAUUAAGGAGUGAUUCUAAUCCUUCCGAAAGGAUGAUAUAUUCUUAUAACAAGAUUUUUAAUGGCUUCGCUGCAACUUUAAAUGAAGAGGAGGCCAAUGAACUUGCAAAACAUCCUAAUGUUGCAUCGAUUUUCGAAAAUAGAAAUCUUAAGAUGGCAACAACUCAAUCACUGGAUUUCUUGGGAUUACAUUAUCCGCCAAAAGAGGCACCAGAAUCCAAAGAUUCGAUAUGGGAGAAAGCAAACUACGGAGAUGGCAUGAUCAUAGCAAAUAUUGAUAGUGGUGUUUGGCCGGAAAGUGAGAGCUUUUCUGACAAAAGCUUUGGCCCUAUUCCCAAAAAGUUUAAAGGAGCGUGUGCAAAUGAGCAUGAUCCAGCAUUCAAAUGCAAUAAGAAGUUGAUAGGAGGGAGAUACUUUUACAAAGGUGUUAUGAUACAAGCUAAGUCAAUGAACGUGAGCUUUAAUGAUACGUUGAGCCCUAGAGAUGAUAUCAAUGGUCAUGGCACUCAUACACUAUCAACAGCUGGAGGUAAUUUUGUCCCUGGAGUUAGCUGUCAUGGACUAGCAAAUGGGACUGCAAAAGGAACGGCACCAAAAUCACGUGUGGCAGCCUAUAAAAUAAUAUGGAAAUCUCUAGUCCCUGAUGAAAAAGCUAUCACUAGUGAAAUGGAUAUGUUGGCUGCUUUUGAAGCUGCUAUGGAUGAUGGCGUAGAUAUCAUUAAUUUGUCCAUGGGACCAAAUGAAUUUGUGGAAUAUACAAAGGAUGCUGUUGCAAUUAGUACUUUUCAUGCUAUGAAGAAUGAUAUUCUCGUAGUCGCUUCUGCAUCAAAUACUGGACCCUCACCACAAACAGUUGAAAACACAGCCCCAUGGGUGUUAACUGUUGCUGCAUCAACUGUAGACAGAGAGAUUUCUUCCUACAUCAUUUUAGGAAACCAUCUAAAGAUCAAGACCGCAAUGGAUACUAUUGAUAGCGUGUAUGCUAGACAACUUGGCGCUGCCGGUCUAAUCUUAGCAAGUGACGAGAAGCUGGAUCACGCAUUUUACAGGGCCAAGAAUCCUACUGCGUCAUUCACUACAACAAAUACUUCAUUGGGAACAAAGCCUGCUCCGAUCAUGGGUUGUUUCUCAUCUAGGGGUCCAAGCAAACUUAGUCCUGGAAUUUUAAAGGUCCCUGAUAUUACAGCUCCUGGGGUAGAUAUUCUCGCAGCCUUUCCUCCUAAUAAAUAUAAAACUCCAUACUUUAUGACAAGCGGAACAUCCAUGGCAGCUCCUCAUGUAGCAGGUAUUGCAGCUCUUAUUAAAAAAAUUCAUCCUGAUUGGACAACUGCAGCCAUCAAAUCCGCAAUUAUGACAACUGCAAGUCCCCUAGACAACACUGGGAUGCCAAUACGUGACUGUGAUAACGCGAGUGCUGCCACACCUUUUGCAUAUGGGACGGGCCAUGUGAGACCCAACCUUGCAAUGGAUCCCGGAUUGAUUUAUAACCUCAAUCAAUAUGAUUACCUUAAUUUCCUUUGCACAUUCCCUCAUAACAAUACAAUCUUGGAAAAGUUCAGUAAACAACAUUCUUAUAAAUGUCCAAGAUCCUUCAAUAUCUUGGAUUUUAAUUAUCCCUCCAUAUCUAUUCCUAACUUUACCGGCAAAGCAAUUGUUACUCGAGAGUUGACAAAUGUUGGACAGCCAGGCACAUACAUUCCACGCAUCGAAGCACCCACUGGGGUUUCAAUUGUUGUGGAGCCUAAGAUUUGGUGUUCUCAAAAAGGAUGA